Messenger RNA from Phragmites australis (common reed), 1785 nucleotides. RefSeq names its product transcription factor WRKY45-2-like. Gene Ontology annotation, biological process: regulation of DNA-templated transcription. The transcript has 3 exons. Bases 234 to 1136 code for a protein of 300 amino acids. Gene Ontology annotation, molecular function: DNA-binding transcription factor activity; sequence-specific DNA binding. The record is from RefSeq and is a predicted model, not a curated record. Lineage: Eukaryota; Viridiplantae; Streptophyta; Magnoliopsida; Poales; Poaceae.
ACCAAACCAUGCCCAACUUGCGCAGAGCUGUGCUGUGCAGCUGCCACGACCUUUCUUCCCGCGCUCCCGCUAUAUAAAACCAGAUGUCACGCCUCCCCCUCCCCCUCCACUUCCGCCCAUCCCCGCCACCAAAACUGCCUAGCACUUCGAUUCGUACCAACGAACAAAACUAACACUCCACAGCGGCACAGCGAAGGUUUGCUGCUGGUCGCUAGCUAGCUAGCUGCGCAGCCAUGCAGACGCAGCCUCGCUUCGCCGUGAGCGGCAGCAGCUCGGUCUCCGCGGACGAGCGCGAGGCGGUGGUCAUCAGGGAGCUGGCGCGCGGGCACGAGCUCACGGAGCAGCUGCGGGCGGAGGCCCUGAGCGCGCUGCGUGGGCAGGGGCAGGCCGAGGCCACCGCGGCACUAAUCCUGCAGGAGAUGUCCCGCGCCUUCACCGUCUGCCUCUCUAUCAUGAGCUCGCCCGACCGCGCCCCGCCGCCGGAAAUGCCGGAGCCGAGCGCGGGCCGGAACAGAGGCGACAGCAUCCCGAGAAAGGAGAAACUGACAUCCUCGCCGCACUUCGACGGGCACCAGUGGAGGAAGUACGGCCAGAAAAGGAUCACCAACACAAAUUUCCCUAGGUGCUACUACAAAUGCAUCUACCACCGGGAGCGCAACUGCCCGGUCACCAAGCAGGUGCAGCAGCGCAGCAACGGCGACCCGCCGAUGUACGCCGUCACCUACGUCAACGAGCACACGUGCGACACGCCGGCCUGGGAGCCAGAAGCGGUUGUGUACGGCGCGACGAACCCGCUGCUGGACUUGUCGUCCGGUCUGACGCGGCAGCCGGACGCCCGCGCCUUGCUGGACGAACGCGGCAUCAAGGAGGAGCACGAGCGCCAGGUGCUCGUGUCGUCGCUCGCGUGCGUGCUGGGGGGCCAGUCUCCUCCCGGCAGCAGCGGCGGCGGCGACGUCGCCCUCGUGCAGGAGCCGCAGGGGCGCACGCGCGACGCACCCGCUGUUUCGGUCGCUGGUGCACCUGAGCUGCCGCCGCUUGACGCUGACGACGGGCUCGAUGUCAUGGACUACGACGUGACGGGUGCGCUGUGUUUCGGCGAUUCCUACGGGCUACCAGUCCACGAUUUGCCGUUUUGAGGGCGGACCACAACUACGGUUCGUCGGAUGGGACUACGAAGUUCAAAUCAGGCGACAGUUUGUUCAGUCAAUCUGGGUUUACAAGAUCUACCAUGACCCACUGCACUCUGGUCAUAAAAAUAUAAUAUUAUAAAAAAAUUAAAAUAAAUCUAUACGUGUGAUUUUUUAUAUUUUUAAACUAAGUAUUUUAAAAGCUAUUGAUGUUUUAAGUUUUAAAAGUUUGAUCGGACUUUAAUCAAAAUAACAAGUAUUUAUAAUCAAAUAGAGUAUUUGAUAUAAAAUCAUAUAAUCAGUGCAAGAAUUAACUACUUGUACUAGCUUACAGCCUGUGUGCAUUACUCCAGCUUAGUUUUCGUCGGUUGGCGUGAUUAUUUGCGUGUGCGUUUGUAUUAACCAGCAUCUAGUAUUACAAAUGAUGAAAUUUGUUACGGGACAUUAAACUUUGCUACUAUUUGUCAUUUCACACCGAACUUUCGGUAUUUAGCUAUAAGAUAUUACAAAUUUGUGGCUCUUUGCCGUAUGAUAUUAUAACCAUUAGAAUAGUAUUUUCUUGGAUUUCAUGUGAGAGUGUUGAUGAAAAGACCAUUUUGUCCUUCGGGUAUGUAGCAACCGUUUUGGCUUGAAAAAAAUGGAAAAAGAAAUUCUCGAA